This is a messenger RNA of Penicillium digitatum Pd1, 1074 nucleotides long. RefSeq names its product proteasome inhibitor PI31 family protein. Lineage: Eukaryota; Fungi; Ascomycota; Eurotiomycetes; Eurotiales; Aspergillaceae. Gene Ontology annotation, biological process: proteasome-mediated ubiquitin-dependent protein catabolic process. Gene Ontology annotation, molecular function: endopeptidase inhibitor activity; proteasome binding. The record is from RefSeq and is a predicted model, not a curated record.
AUGGCUUCAGUAGAUGCUCUUCGCCAGGAUAAUAUCCUCGACCUUGCUGUGAGAGCUAUCCAGCCCGCAGGUGACAGACAGCCGAGUCUCAAAACACAAUAUGAAGCUGUGGCUCUGAUCGGCCAUGCAUGCAUGGUAGCAGUUGAUUUCAGACUAGUUGGCCUCAGUGAAGACCACAACCUAGAAACGUCUACAGAUACGCUCUCCCUCCCCGCAGAAUGGAACAAUAACGAUACAUUGGCCUUACGGUACGCACAUGCUCAGUCUUCAAAGCAGUAUCUACUCAAAGUGAGUCGACUGGGGAAUAACGCGGUGAUUUCUGCACUGGCAUUGGGCGAUGACCGGACCAGCUUGUUCGACAUUCCCGUCAAAGACUACAUCUCCACUUCUGCACUCCCACUACCUUUUUCAGAAGAUAUCACCGCCUCUCUGCGUGACAUUUUCACAUCACCGGCUCGACUGGGCGACUUGGUUGGUUUCUUCAAAAAGAAUGUCAUCGAGAAAAUCGCGCCUGGUUUGUACAGAGAGGGGUAUGAUAAUCAGAGCCAGCCAUCCAGAGCAAGGCCACAAGAAGAAAAACAACCGAAUAAUCCCCAGAAUGACUCUCUACCCGAGUCUGCUCGUCCACGCCCAUUGGAAGAUCCCUUAGCAGCAGCGCCCCGCCGCUCCAACCCACCAGACUUUGCGCCGCCCGGGUUCGAGGAUGAGUUUGAGAUCAACCGGCCCCCACGAGGAUAUCCAGGAGGACUCGGAGGCAGAAGCCCGUACAAUAUUGGAGAACGAGAUCUCUAUCCAGCAGGACUUGGUCCCAAUGAUCCUUUGCGCGGAUCUAUGGGCCCUGGCUUUGGUCCUGGUGGCGGGGGUAUGCAUCCUACUUUUGAUGACCCUAUCUUCGGAGGAAGAGGAGCUGGUAAUGGUAGAUAUGACCCCCGUGUACCUCCCGGUGCAAGAUAUGAUCCCGUAGGUCCUGGUGAGCCACCUGUUGGUCGCAAUCGAGGACCGUUUGGUAAUAAUGGACGAGGUGGGGGCGGAUUUGGUGGGUUUGGUGGUGGAUUUGCCGGGGACAUUAUUUAA